This is a messenger RNA of Fulvia fulva, 4992 nucleotides long. RefSeq lists its product as uncharacterized. The transcript has 2 exons. The record is from RefSeq and is a predicted model, not a curated record. NCBI's taxonomy places the organism in Eukaryota, Fungi, Ascomycota, Dothideomycetes, Mycosphaerellales, Mycosphaerellaceae. Bases 1 to 4992 code for a protein of 1663 amino acids.
AUGAGCGCGACAUUGUUCGCCAACGAGCUUUCCAACCUAUCAUCCGAGGCGAAGCGUAAGAAUACCGACCUACGGACCGCAGCGGAUAAAGCAUUACAGGAGCUCAAAUCCCUUCCCUCGACCUCAGAAGCACAACUUGCUGCUGACCUUAGCCGACGACCAAACUUCAUUGAGCCAUUUCUGAUCGCCUGCAACACGAAGAAUGCCAAGUUCGCUGGCAGCGGCAUAGUAUGUCUGCAGCGACUCGUGAUCUCGAAGGGACUGCCGAAAGCACGACUCCAGGAAACUUUGGGAGCCUUCAAUGCGUGCACAGAUCUUGGUCUCGACAUUCAGCUCAAGAUAUUGCAAGCGUUGCCUUCGUUGCUACAGAACUAUGCUGCUGAGCUCGAAGGUGAUUUGUUAAGCAGUGCGCUGCAAGUAUGCUCGUCUUUGCAGACAGCAAAAGCUUCGACCGUCAGCGGUGUAGCUGCAGCUACACUGCAAUCACUCAUAACGAGCGUGUUCGAGAAGGUCGAAACAGAGGACUCCAACGCCGAGAACAUCGCCACAACAGCGGAGAUUCCUGGCGAUGAUGGCACGCUUCACCUUAGACCGGCCGCAUAUGAUGCGUAUCGGGUGCUACGAGACCUGGCACUGGCAGCGGACAGUCGAAGCACCAAGUUUGUGCAAUUCACCUCAUUCUCCGCGGACAAUGGUCUGGAGCUGAUCUGGUCGUGCAUCGACUCGAACCCGGAGCUGUUCGGUGCUCACGAAGAGCUGAUGUCAGUCGUACGUUCGAAUGUACUUCCGCUCGUAGUGAGAGCAUUGUCAGAAAGGUUGCCUUUCUCUACGACUGUGCGGAGCUUACGACUGCUCGGUAUGAUCCUGGAUCGAUACCUGUCAAGAUUUGGUGGAGACUGCGAAGUCGCCCUGAACUUAUGUACCCAACUACUGGAGCCGGAUGUCGCGCCACUGUGGAAGCGCUCACUGGUAAUGGAGCUACUACGGGACUUCUUCUCUGACAGCAACCAUGUCAUCGAAGCAUACUCGACCUUUGAUGGUCGGGAAGGUGGCAAGCCGAUCGUGCAGGACAUGAUGUCUGCGUUUGUAAGACUCUCCACGGAAAAGCCGAGUGCGAUUGGACUCGGGCAGCAGUCUACAGUACCUACUGGUCCCUCUGUGCAACGAGACACAAUCAACGAAGAAGUAGCCUUUGAUGCAGCCGGUAUGGCCGGUGUCAUCAGCUCUGCUCUCGGUGUUGCUGAAUCCAAUGUCGCUGGGAUCAGCAACCAAUGGAGCCUCCCCAAGGUUCCGUGUAUAGAACAGCUGGACAAAAGCGACUCUCCCGCGGUACCAGAGACGUAUCUUUACGCUCUGGUAUUGGAGUGUCUCAAUGGGCUGUCCGAUGCGCUUGCAAGAACUGUGCUACCAUUGACAGUGCAACUUGAACGAAGCAGAACCAAGUCUUCGAGUAGCGCUUCUGAGGCAAAUGGCGGAGCUAGAGGGCGGUCAACAUCGUUUCGAAGUCGGGCUGUGCCCAUGAAUCCGCUAGAUGCGAAAGACGCACCAUACGCAGGCAAAGUGCAAGCUGUGGCCGGCCUUGUCGACACCUGCUGGCCAGCAGUCUUGGCGACAGCAUCGACCUUCCUGAACGCAGCCCUCGAUGACCAGUACUUCAGAAACCUAAUAAAGGCAUACCAGCGGUUCGCACAAGUGGCAGGACUUCUCCGCCUCACGACUCCCAGAGACGCCCUCAUGACUACUUUAGCUAAAGCUGCAGUGCCGCCGCAUGUCUUGAGCGCUGCCACCUCCGAUACCAUGAAGUCGCCAGCAACAGAAAGUCCUCGGGUCUUCUCGAACCCAAGAGGCUUGCUUUCCGUCGACAGCUUCGUUUCGCAGGCGUCGUCUAUGUCAAUUGACAGUAGCCGCAGGCAGUCGAUAGACCAUGCACGGCCAAUCCUGACAGUCAGGAACUUGCUUUGUCUACGAGCACUGUUGAACCUUGCCAUCGCUCUUGGUCCAAUACUUGGUCGUGCGUUCUCUGUGAUCGUGACUGCGCUUAAGCAGGCAGACAUGGUAUUGAGCAGGACGACACCACAACAAAUGACUCGGCAAGCGUCUCAAGCAGGACAUCGGGCAUCCGACGAUCCAAGUGUCGUACAGGCGUUCAGCUCUGAAGUCGGUGCAGUUGAAGCUGCUGCUUCUAGACUACUGGAGAGCACUGCUGACUAUCCAGAUGAUGCGUUCCUCGUGGUGCUGCAGACUUUCUGCCAGCUGCUUCACGCACGACCAUCUCAAACAUCAUCUCCAUCUGCUUCACCACGACCAGACGCUACACCACCAGGAACACCACUUGCGGCGCGAAGAACCUUUUCUGGGCUUCCAGGCCUGUCUUCAUUCGUCGAGCUCCAGUCGCGAGACUAUCAUUUCGUGAUCCCCAAGCUUGGAACGUUGGCAGAGCUCAACAUCGCUCGGUUCGUCGCUUCAGAUGAUCCGGACUCAACAGGUUGGACUGUGCUGAUAGAGGAGCUCACCUCAACUGCAAAGUCAAACACCAGCCCGCGCGAUGCACGACGGAGCGCAGCCAACGUCAUGACCAAGCUGGCGGAGGCGACUAUUGCUGAGGUUGCGAAGGAAGAUCCCGACGACAGGGCUAUGGUGCAGCGUCGUGCCUCAGCAUCGCUGCUACAGCUUGUUGAUGAGAUCUACCUAGAGCAGAGUGAAAUGUCCAGUGUGGAUCUGGAAGUCCAGGGCCAGGUCAUGGAGUGUCUACGGUCGAUCCUCGAGCGUGGCGGAGAGACACUUGUUGCUGGCUGGAACCGCAUCGUGGCCAUUCUGAGUGCUGCAUUCGAACACUCCGGCAGCCCGAACCGCGGACUCGAAGACGAAGCUGCACAUAUAGACUGGCCACAGGUGACCUCAACCUUAGUAUCAGCACAGAUCGGGCGAGUGGCUUUUGCAGCCACGCAGCUCGUAUGCUCGGACUUCUUGAGUUCCGUCCCAAGCAGCGUGGUGCCUUCACUUGUAGAGCUGCUACACCGCUUCAUGUGUCAGAAGGACGACCUAAAUGCUGCUUUGACGACAGUGACCAUGGCCUGGAACGUUUCAGAUGCUGUCUUCAGUCAGUUCAACGAAAAAGAUCUCGACUCUCUAGUAGAUCAGAUUGAAGACGAAGACCUUGAAGACGCUCUUGCGAAACUACAGCAUCUGCCAUCAGCUCAGUGGCUGUUUGUGCUCACGCGACUACGUGACGCAGCUGGGAACACGUCGAAGGAAGUCAGGAAUGCGGCUUUCCAGACGCUCUGUAAUGUGUUCAAGAAUCAUGGCGAUGAGAUCCCUCCAGCGAGCUGGAAGAUGCUGCUACGGUCUACGGUGUUCCAGCUUUCGCGCGUAGAUUCGGCGUUGUAUCAUGACGACAACGACAGCGACCAAGCCAGCGAUGCAGAAAUGUCGAAGUCGAUUCUUGACGGAACAUCGGGAGUACUAGCUACGCACGUUCGAGUGAUUGAGCAGAUAUCGCAGCUUCCCAGCCUUUGGGAGUCGUUUCUGUCAAUGCUAGAGCGAUACCUGGAUCUCGACGUCCAUCUCCUGACAGCUGGCGCCUGGUCUGCCCUGUCGAGAGUGCUGGCUGUAGCUCAAGGGCCGAAGUGGAGAGAUCUCACCUACCGAACGCUUGCGUUAUGGACAAAGCGCGUUCCUGUAUCGACGUCGUCCGACGGUGCCACCGGCCAGAGCAACCAGGCUGCUUUUAUAGCUUACACUGAAGCAGGUCAAGAGAUCGCACGAUUGACUGGCGACAAGAUUAGCGAUGCUCAAAGCCGCAAUGUGCUUGAGAACCUCUUCGAGAUCGUGAAGCAAUCCGAUGGGCCAAGUUACGACAGGGAAUCUCUGUCGCCUUUGCAGACGAAAGCGCUUAGCCUACUUCGCAGCAUACCAGCAAGCCGCGAGGCGCAGAUAGUCGUCGCAUCACGGCUCUCUACGCUACACCAUGACUCUUUACCAUCAUCAGGUGUAGCGACUGGCCCAACUUUCGUAGCCAUCGCAAGCGACAGCGUCACAUGGCUCCACGACCUGGUGAAGCCCUCUGAGAACACACCCGACAGCCACGACGCACUUGUCGAAGCAGCACAGAGCCUCCGUCGCAUCAUCGAAGCGAAGUACGCCUUUCGUGCUGAGCGCAAAGGAGUACCUCUAUGGCAGACGGCCACAACCACAGCCGUUGCACUAGCACCAGCGCUUCUACAACACGGCGAAGCCUCUUCACCAGACCUCUGGUCCGAGUACGCCAAGAUCGCGAGCGGUAUAGUCAAAGGCAACGAUCUGCACCUCGUGGAAGAUCGCCUUAAGAUGCAGAACGAUAUGGACUUUGAUAUCGAGCAGUACAGGAUCUUACGAGAUGUGAUAACGCCAUACCUCGGGAGCGAUGAUUUACCCGUUCAGCUUCGAGCUGACUAUACGAGAGCUCUUUUCGAGGCAUCCAUCAUCCAUCCCACGGAGAGGAACGAGGUCCCCCCAAUUGGACACUCUCCACUAGAGAAGAUCGCCAAGAUCCGCCGCGGCCGCGUCAAGAAAGUACCCUACUCCUACCGCGAGGACAUGUCCUACAUCUGCCUCAAAGAACUCCUCGCCCUCUCCUCCCCAAACUCCACCUCCACCUCCACCUCCACCUCACACUCAAACCUAGCCCAAGCCGCAGCACCCCACCUCAUCCUCCGUCUCGCCAUCCCCCUCCGCGCAUACAUUGCCGACCAGCCGCUACGUGGCCUCAACCCACAGCCAUUAUCGGAGCUGGAGGAGCUGCUGUUCUGCUUUGAUAGCAUUAGAGACUUGAAACUGGCGCCUGAUGCGCUUGGUGCUGGCUCGGGUGAGAGGGCGCAUAUGAGGUAUUUGGCGCCGUUGUUGGUGAAGGCGGUGGCGACGGCGGGAGAUCCUUGGUCGGGUACGCAGGAGGUGUUGGGGCCGUUGCAGGGGGUGUUGGGGAUGUUGUCGCGGGGGGCGGUUGGGGGUGUGUAG